This is a messenger RNA of Cherax quadricarinatus, 1103 nucleotides long. Lineage: Eukaryota; Metazoa; Arthropoda; Malacostraca; Decapoda; Parastacidae. The record is from RefSeq and is a predicted model, not a curated record.
CAUGAGGCUUGCAGUCAUGGGUUCCACAAGAUUGCUGACCUGCUGCUGCAACAUGGAGCAAUAGUGGAUGUGCCAGGAGGUAGUAAUGAGAACCCUCUUCAUGAUGCUGUUACUCAAGGUCAAGUAGAAAUCAUCAAGCUUCUCAGGUCGUGGGGUGCCAGUGACACUGCCAGGAACCUCUCUGGUCAUACUCCCAGGUCCCUUGCUUCCCUCUGUGCUGGAGCUGAAGAACUCAACAAAGCGCUGGACACUCCUGAAGAUACCUCGCUGCAGCGACCACCACCCAUGUUGCCACUUGUGGACAAACUUGUGCUCCUGGGGUCAGGCUUGUCCUCCGAGCAGACCAAGAAGCUCGACAACCUGGCAAGGCUUCUUCGUGCUCGCCUCGUUUCUCACUUUAGCAUGGAGGUGAGUCAUGUUAUAGCAGCGUGUUCAUCAGAGAGAAUUGUUGCUCAGCGAGGACUUAAGUACAUGAUGGCAGUCGUGGCCGGAAAGUGGAUUCUCUCUCACACAUGGAUGGAUGCUUGCCUCUCCCAAGAACUGGCAGUUAAUCCUCUGCAUUAUGAAGUUCUUGGUUCCUGUAAUAACAGUGUCAGUGGUGUACCUGUUAAAGCCAGACAGAAUGCUGAAAAAAUGUGUCCUGGACUUUUUAAUGGAUGCCAUAUGUUCCUGUGGGGUAAUUUUUGCAACCCUUACCCAAGUAAGAAGGAUGUUGAGGCACUUAUUAAAGCAGGUGGUGGAAUAGUCUUGGCUCGAGAACCCAACCCCGAAGGCAUAUCGGAAAAGGAGAAGACAGUACCAUUUUACAGCGAUGCUGAAGGUUUGCUGAGUCAUUGUUCCCACUACAUUAUAUACCAAGAAGGUAGCUGUGAGCCACAGCUCAAGUAUGACAUGGCACACAUCAAGUCUCUGCCUCUCAGUUGGCUCUUCUCCUGUGUUGACCACUUUCACCUUGUGCCUCCUUUUAAAUAAUACAUUAGAGGCAAUACCACUGUGGAGAUGAUGUAAGAGCUGUCUACUGCAUGCAAUUAUAUGCUUAGUGAUCACUUACACAGCUCAUGUAUAAAUUAAUUAACACCUAACCAUAAUGAAAUUUAUUACAA